CCCGCGUUGGUGCAAAAGUUUGGGGCCUCAAGCGAUGGCCGAUGAUUCCACGGCGUCGGCAGCUGAUUCGGUCGAAUAUGCACAUGCACGGCCACCAAAGAAGGAGAGGAAAGGAGUUAAGACUCUCGCUCGUGGCAAGCGAACUCGAUCGGAGUCCAAUCUCGGCCUGAAGCCGACGAACAAGCGGAAAAAAGCUCCUGGUCAAGUGGACGAUUCGACCUUGGAUGUCAACGAUACGGAACCAGUAGCCGACAAUGACGAGGUAGAAGCAUUGAAACAGGAGAAGCAACGACUAUUGACUGAUUUGCGGCGGUACACGGUGCUUGGGGACUCAGGUGCCGAGGCAACACCCCCUCCACCGACAGCAUCGUUGUCACGACGCAACAGUCAGACGUCAUCAACUCCCAGCGCGGCCGCGGUAACUCUGCCAUUAUGGUCAGCGACUCCGUCGCCUUCUAUCGACACGUCUACGGCGUCCACUGCUACCUUCCGUCAUUGGGAUUUUCUGCUUCAAGAGAUGCAAUGGAUGUCGACCGACUUUGCUCAAGAACGCAAGUGGCGGCACCGCAAAGCCAAGACGCUCAGUCUAUCUGUGGCGGGCUAUCACAACAAGAAAGCAACGGCAAACGUGCGGACCCAGCAGCAGGAAGAGCAAGCGCGCAAGCGGUUCGCUGCGAAGAUCGGUCGGGACGUCAAGAAAUUCUGGUUAAAAGUGGACAAGCUCGUCGCGCAUGAGGUCAAGACUACAGAAGAAGAGAAGCAAAAAGCAUUGAUGGAAAGUCAGCUACAGUUUUUGCUCCAGCAGACUGAAAAGUACGCAGCUGCGCUGGCCACGACGUUUGAGUCUGGAAACGAUGACCAGCCCAUCGCAUCGUUGGAAGCGGAUGCACGUCGCGUCGAAGCAAUCGACUCGGAUGAAGACUUUGAAAUGGAUGACGAGGAAGACGCCAUGGAUGACGAGACGACAAUUGCUGCUGAGGAACAAUUGCAGUCCAAAGCCGACGUGGAUUUCGAAGUGGCACACUUGCGUCGAGAAAGCACCAUGUCGAUUGACGCGUUGCGGGCCCAGUACGCCGCGAUUCUGCAAGACGACGACGUGUCAGUGGAGGACGAAGCACGGAAUGCCAUGCGUAGCGAUGGCGAAGAUGGAGAUCUGGAUGUGGAAAUCCGUCACAGUGAAUUGCAUCAAAACGAGUCCGCCAGUGUUGAGACAGUAGUCCUUCCCGUGAACACUGCCAUUGUGGUUCACGAAGAGCAAGGGAGCGCGGUACAGAGUCCAACGGAACCUGAUGUCGCAGGCAAUGCUUCGGACGAAGACUUUGAGAUGGACGAGGACGAUGCAGAUGAUGACGAGACGACGAUUGAAGAGGAGGAGCGAGCCCAGUCCAAGGACGAUGUGGAUAUGGAAGUCGCGCUGCUGAACGAAGAGAGCACCAUGUCCAUUGAAGCACUUCGAGCCAAGUAUGCGGCGAUGGCGGCGGAAGAAGAGGUCGAGUAUGAGAUCUCGCAACAAGACUCGAUGGAAGGUGCUGACGACGACGACCCGGCCUUUGAGUGCAGCGACGAAGACGCUGUUGACGACGAGAUGUCGAUCGAAGCGGCGGAACGGUUGCAAUCCAAAGCCGAGAUUGACCACGAAAUAGCAAUGCUGAAUGAAGAAAGCUCCAUGUCUAUUGAACAACUUCGCGCAAAGUACUUUGGGACGACGUCAAGCAUCGACGAGGACGCAGAGGAACGAGAAGACAUCGAAAUUGAAUCAGACGAUGAUGCGAUUCAAGACGGCAGGUCCAGCAAUGCCGGCAACUCGACACCAGAACACGGCAAGGCCAGGUGCUCCAGCGGCCUCCAGAGCCCUGACAACGCCUCCCAUGGCCGGUCCAUUUCAAGGACUGGAAGCAGCAAUACAGAUACCGACGACGUGUGGUCGCGAGUGGGUCUUGUUCGGCCAUUUCUGUUGCGCCAUACAUUGCAAUUGCGAGCGUACCAAGCGACAGGUGUGGGGUGGCUCCUGUCGUUGGCACGAAAUCGAAUGAACGGAAUUCUGGCCGAUGAAAUGGGGUUGGGCAAGACGAUCCAGACCAUAUCGAUGCUGGCGUCGUUGGCGACCGAAGGGACGUGGGGACCGCAUUUGGUCGUGGUGCCAACAUCGUGCAUUUUAAACUGGGAAAUGGAAUUCAAACGGUGGUGCCCGGGAUUUAAAAUCAUGACGUACUAUGGCAGUGCGAAGCGGCGCAAAGAAUUGCGGCUCGGAUGGUCCAAAGUGAAUGCAUUUCAAGUGUGCAUUACAUCGUACCAACUUGUCGUGGCGGACGCGCCGUGUUUCAAGCGAAAAAAAUGGUAUUAUAUGAUCUUAGACGAAGCCCACAACAUCAAAAACUGGAAGUCCCAGCGAUGGCAAACCUUAUUGACAUUCAACACGCAGCGCCGGCUCCUGCUCACAGGGACCCCAUUGCAAAACAACUUGAUGGAGCUCUGGGCGCUCAUGCACUUUUUGAUGCCGCAUCUGUUUCGAUCGCGCGCUCAGUUUAGCCAUUGGUUCAACAACCCCUUGAAUGCCAUGGUGGAAGGGGAAGCCGCCGUGAACGAACAGCUCAUUACUCGAUUGCACAAUAUCAUUCGACCGUUUGUCCUGCGGCGGUUGAAGAAGGAUGUUGCAAAACAAAUGCCAGGGAAAUUUGAACACAUCGUCAUGUGCUCGCUCUCGAAACGACAACGGUUCCUGUACGAAGACUUUAUGGCGCGGUCAUCGACGCGGAAGGCGCUCACGGGGGGCAAUUUUAUGGGCAUGAUGAACGUGUUGAUGCAGUUGCGCAAAGUGUGCAACCACCCCGACUUGUUUGAGUCGCGCCCGAUCAUGUCGCCGUUUGACAUGCCCCCGUUGCAAGUGCACAUACCGUUCACGAUGUCGACGUUCCGCUUACCCGCGCAUCGCGUGCUCAAUUUUCAUCCACAUGGCAUUGUCACGUCCACAGAAGCGUCACGUCGGCGGCAAGCGUUGGCGCCGUCGAUCCAAGUCUUUAUCGACGACGUGUCGAUGACACAUACAUCCGAAGGCGAAGAGGACACUUAUCCAGACGACUUUCUCUUGCAGCACCCCAUGAUUGCAGCCUUUCUCAAGCAACAACUCGCGAUGCAGCACGCAUCAAGACAUGCCAAAGCUAGAUCGAAUGCGUGGAUCAACUACUGGCGCUGCCUUGAGACGCCAUUCCUGUCUCAAGAACUUCUGCACGCCACCACGAUGCCAAUUUUUGUGUCGCUGGCCAUGGAAGUCCAUGGUAAGGAGGGCCGAUCUCGUUGGCAACACCGCACGAGUGACGCGUUGGCAUCGAUGGUGUCGUCGCCCAAGACGCGGUUGGAAAACAUGCUUGAAAUGAUGCUCAAAGUGCUGUGUUUUGUGCACAAAGCUCGCUCAACUUUGCCUAACGUUAUCAUCGGGUCCAAAUUGAGCGCAGGACGUGUACAAGAUCGGCUUCACUGGAACGACUUGGACAACCAGCUCCAUGAAAAAUUCGACCCGGUUUGGACGGCGCUCCACCCGAUCACUCAGCGCCAACACUUGUUUUUUCCGGACAAGCGCCUCAUUCAAUUUGACUGCGGCAAGUUGCAGCAGCUCGACCGUUUACUCCGCGAUUUAAAACGAGAUGGUCAUCGGUGCUUGAUCUUCUCGCAAAUGAGCUCCAUGCUGAACAUCCUCGAGAUCUUUCUCAAUGUGCAUGGACACACGUACUUUCGUUUGGACGGGUCGACUCCCGUCGAACAGCGGCAGCGAUUGAUGGACAAAUUCAACGGAGAUUCCAAGGUAUUUUGCUUCAUCCUGUCGACGCGAAGCGGUGGUCUCGGGAUCAACUUGACAGGGGCCGACACGGUGAUCUUUUACGACAGCGACUGGAAUCCGGCCAUGGACGCGCAGGCGCAAGAUCGUGCGCAUCGUAUUGGGCAGACACGGGACGUUCAUAUUUACAGAAUGGUGUCGGAGCACACGGUCGAGGAAAACAUUUUGAAAAAGGCGCAGCAGAAGCGGCAGUUGGAUUUUUUGGUAUUGUCCGAAGGCCAGUUUACGACCGAGUACUUUACCAAGUCGAAUUUACGCGAUUUGCUUGGGACGACGACAGACGUGGAAGACGACGACGCGGGCGAUGCCACGUUGGACGUGUCAACGAUCGAAGAUGCGAUGGCGCAGUGCGAAGAUCAAGAAGAUGUGGCUGCGAUGAAAGGCGUCAAGCAAGAACAGCUCCUUGAAAAGGAACAGGAUGAAACCUUUGACGACGACGUGGGUUUGAGUGGAAACGAUGGUCCAUCUUCCAUCGCAGACACGAACCUCCUUGACACGUCCGGCGACACAAUGUCGCUUCUGCGACCGAUCGAUCGCUACGCCAUGACGUAUCGGUCGAAAACCGACCCGCUGUUUUUGUACAUCCCGACACCUGAUGUCGAUUACGCCGAGGAAGAAAUCGAAUUGGAGCGCAUUGAAGCGAACAAGGUGGUGGACGAGGAAGUUGCGAUUCAGGAAGGCGAGUUGAUUGUUGCAGCUGACAGCAUCGACCUGUCCACGCAAAAGCUCAUUUACAUGCAUGAACGCAGCCACGUCAAGAGCGAAAAGCGACGACGGGCGCUAACGGGCGUUGCGUGGAUGCAAAAGACGUGCGUUCGAUCGAAUUUACCGUUCUACUACAACACGGACACGCAUGAAGCGGUAUGGGAUCGUCCGCGCGUCUUGAUUCAAAACGAAGAGCAUGCGCAUGCGACGCAAGUGGGCUAUGGCGGGUUGUCGUUGGCGGUGCUGCUACACAUCUUGGGGUUCGCCAGACCCGUCGACAGAAUCUCGAGUUGCGUCAACAAGCAGUGGACUGUCGCCGCUCGGCACGUGUCGUUUUACAAGCGCAUUCUCACGACCGACGCGGCUUCGGACGUGCAGGCGAUGCUCGCCACCUUGCAAACGGGAGAGACCGUCCAGUUUGGCAGUGGCGUGCAUCAGAUCGCAGCCAGUCUGCAUAUUUACCACACCGUGCGCCUCGUGGGUCCAUCCACGUCUGGGAGCACUUGUACGCUAGAAUUCGACGACGACGAGCACGAUACCACCGACUCGACUGCGUUUGGACUGGUGUGGCACGCGAAAGCCGGCGAAAUCGCGAACCUCACGCUGCAGAAAUCCACGGCAUCGUCCCAGCGGUCUCUGGGCACGACCGUCUUGAAACCAUGGCGCAGUGUUGUUUUGACGUUGAUGCCGGGGAGUGCAUGCACCGUCACAGAUAGCCGCAUCGUUGGCGGCGACGUUGGUGUGGUUAUCCAAGGGGGCACGGGAACGUUUGUCGACGUCGAGAUUACCGGCGCCAUCGGAUCGGGCGUGUUGGUGGAAGGCGGGUUUGUGACGCUGCUGGCAUGCCUGCUCUCCUGUCAUGGCCGAUGCGGCCUCACAAUGUUACACGGAGCCGGCAUUGCGAGAAAAAAUUCGUUUCAAUCGAAUGCGCGCUACGGCAUUCGCAUGCUGAGUGGGGUCCAAAUGGCCAUGCUCCACACCAACUCGUUUGCGAACAAUCGGUGUGGUGCCAUGGAUAUUGAACACUCGCAUCGGCGCAUUUACGUCCGCCACAGCCAUAUUUCCCACGACAUGGAGCUUACUCGACCACACGUCCACGAUCGGUUGCGUGUCAAAGGCUGGGCAGCGCCUUGGGUCGAUCGCUGCGACGCUCCAAAACCGAAACAGAGUGCAAAAAAAGAGCCCAAGGCAAUCGUGCACGCUGCCAAGGAUGAGACAGCGCUGGCCUCGACCGAGAAUAAUCCGACUGUUGCAGCCAUCGCGGCUCCUCAACCGGCACCGUCCACUGUGGUAGACGACCCAGUCGGCGCCAUGAGCAGCAAUGCGGCGCGUGGGGUCCAUUCGAACGCUUGUUUGGAGGCCAUGGUACUCGAUUCCGACCGCUAAUGAACAUGUAGUACUGCUUGGC
Molecule: messenger RNA, 5945 nt
Organism: Aphanomyces invadans
Lineage: Eukaryota; Oomycota; Saprolegniomycetes; Saprolegniales; Verrucalvaceae
Exons: 19
Coding region: 35-5923 (1962 amino acids)
Cellular component (GO): Swr1 complex
Molecular function (GO): ATP hydrolysis activity; ATP binding; histone binding
Source: RefSeq, a predicted model, not a curated record